AUGGGUCACGCUGGAAAUGCAAUCAAAAAGCUAUUGGAUACAAGAGUGACUGCAUUAAAGCAUGCACCUUUAGAUUUACCCCCAAUUACUAGCCCUCUCCUAAUAAGCUUUGAAAGAUGGUCCGAUAAAAGGAAAAAGUUGUUCUUCGAUGAUGAGGAAACUAUGAAAUCCUCGAAUGUUCACAAUUUAAAUCUGAAAGAUAAUUUAUUUGCCAAUUUGCUUUCGGCCCCCAUGAGGUCAGAAAAGCUUACGAGGGUGAAGCUACCCAAAGAUAUGUUAAUGCAGCUUAAUCUCGAAACCACAGAAAGCUCUUCUUCAAAAACCCGUCUCCGAUUGAAUGCUACCAUAAAUCAUAAGAGGAGAGGCAGAAGCUCAUACGUUAUCAAUUCUUGCAGAAUCCUUGACCAAAAUAGGAAAAUGGUGAAUUCUUGGCUUCCCAUGCCACCUUCGAUAUCAAGCGUGCAAUACUUCGAAAUACCAGACGUUGAAAUACCUACUGAUCUAUUUAGUAAAUAUGGAGAUGACCUUUUUGCUAUUCUUUUGAAGUCUCUGGAAAAACGUGAUUCAGCUCACUCAACUAAAACGACUAACCAGAUCAAUGAUUGGGAUGUGAUCUUAACUAAUGAUAAAGAACGAAACUCAAUGGUUGCACUAAUGAAAGUUUUGAUAAAUGGUGCUGAUAAUACAUUGAUUAAUUUUAACCUUCCUUCUUUUGCUGAAAACGAAUGGGAAGAGAUCAGAAAAGUUAAUAAUUUACUAUAUGAGGACGGCGUAGUACUAAAAAGUAAUGGCGACGAAAAUACAAUCAAAUUAUUAUACAAAUACAUUAUGUACUCAAUAUGA
Messenger RNA from Naumovozyma castellii, 843 nucleotides. It is a transcript of the gene RRG8, whose product is annotated as Rrg8p. The coding region runs from base 1 to 843 and encodes 280 amino acids. Lineage: Eukaryota; Fungi; Ascomycota; Saccharomycetes; Saccharomycetales; Saccharomycetaceae. The record is from RefSeq and is a predicted model, not a curated record. The transcript has a single exon.